This is a messenger RNA of Procambarus clarkii (red swamp crayfish), 2165 nucleotides long. The record is from RefSeq and is a predicted model, not a curated record. NCBI's taxonomy places the organism in Eukaryota, Metazoa, Arthropoda, Malacostraca, Decapoda, Cambaridae.
AACGGACAGGAGGAUGGAGCAGGCAGUGUGCGAGGCCGAGGACGUCAGUGUGUGCGUGAAGCACUUGCUGAGUGGAGGGUGUGCCGCUCCGGGUCCUCCCUGGUCGUAAGAGACCCGCUCCUGUCCUUGCUCUCUGGCCUCGGCAUGAGGAGACGAAGAGUGUUCCGGAUCACCAUGGUCACGGCAGCCAUCAUUUCCGUCAUAUACUUAGUGCUGGUCACCACCACCUCCUCCACCAAGUUCAGGAGAAAAAAGGUUUGAUCAGGUCCCGGGUGAGGGGAGCCGACGCCUCGAAGGGGGAGACUAUUUUCUUCCUUGACUCCCACUGUGAGGUCAACCAGGGCUGGGUCACGCCCCUUCUCGACACCUUGCGACAGAAGCCGAAGAGUGUGGUGUGUCCAGUGAUAGACGUGAUUGACCAGGACACCCUCGACUACCGUGCGACGGGCACCGUCCUCAAGGGAGGGUUCGACUGGGGUCUUCACUUCCGCUGGGUUCCUCUUACUGACGAGGAGAAAAUGGCGAGAGUUGAACCUACGUCUGUAUACAGGUCACCAGCUGUCGCAGGCGGCCUCUUCCUCAUCUCCCGCAGCUGGUGGGACCAGCUGGGCAAGUAUGAUGUUGGCCUCGAUGUGUGGGGAGCAGAGAACCUGGAGAUAUCGUUCAAGGCGUGGCAGUGCGGGGGCAGCGUGGAGGUGGCGCCCUGCAGCCGCGUCGGUCACAUCUUCCGUAAGCGCCACCCCUACACCUUCCCUGAGGGCAACGCCAACACCUAUCUCAGGAACUCCCGCCGGGUGGCCGAGGUGUGGCUCGACGAGUUCAUCCACUUCUUCUACGAGACCAGACCCAACGCUCUCCAGAUACCUCACGGCGACAUCAGCGAGAGGAAGGAGCUGCGGUCGAGGCUGGGGUGUCGGGGGUUCGGCUGGUACCUCAAGACCAUCUACCCGGAGCUGGCCACGCCCUCCAGACACGAGCUCGCUUACGGCCAACUUCGCCAGCGAAACACGUGCCUCCAGGGGCCCGAGUCCCCGUCGCUCGACAAGAAGCAACAGAGAGCACCGGACACGGAGCUGCUGGUGGAGGUGACGACGUGCGUGGCGGAGCGGGCGACGCAGGAGUGGUCCUUGUCGCAGGACGGGGCUGUGGCUCAGGGAGGCCUCUGCCUGUCAGUCCUGGCUCCUAGUGACGCCAGGGUCCACGUCCAGCAGUGUCUCGCAGGACCCAAGCAGCGGUGGCUUCGUCAGGGUCGCCGGCUGCAGCACGGCGCCUCUGGUCUGUGUCUGGACUCCGCCAGCGACUAUGGCGCCCUUGUCCAGCCCUGCCGCAACAACCUCCUCUCACAGCAGUGGGACUUCUCCGUCGAGCUUCAGGCUCUCUCCGCCCUCUAGUCGCUCCACGUUGCCCUCUAUAGCCUUGCACAGGUGCUCAGCUCGUCCUGGCUCCUUCGUCAGGUUUGGAAAAGCACUCGCACCCCCCCCCCAGGGCCCUCUACAAGAUUAUGUAAAUUUAAUCCCCCUAAUAUAGACAUGAACACGUUUUCGGUUUAUUACAACUUUCCAUAGUAUAAUCAAUUUUUGACAAGAUCCAUUAAUACCGACAUUCACCAGAAUUGCUCAACAGUUACUCUUCUGCAAACAUUAACUUCUUCACACAAAGAUAGAAGCUCCGGCGAUCGAUAAUAAACUGAAAUAUUCAGCGUACGACACAGCGGGAGAUAUUCUCCCGCAGCUGAACGUUGACUAAAAAAAUUCCCUCAGAGUCUUUUCUAGACUAGAAAUGACUAUACCACUGAGAAUACUACACUCAUAUACUACCAUAAUACCAUAAAUGACUGAGAAUACCACACUCAUAUACUACCAUAAUACCAUAAAUGACUGAGAAUACCUCACAGCGGGAGGUAUUCUCUGGUAGCGGAACAUUGACUAAAAAGUUCCCUCAGUCAUAUCUAGUCUAGAAAAGACUUGAACAAAUCACCUGUGAUGGCUGUUGUGCUAUACCGCUGAAACAUAAUAAUUCAUUUGUUUAUUAGCUAUUUCGUUUGUAUUUAUUAUUCCAAAUUGAUACUAAUGAUACGCAUUUUAUUGUGGAAGUGUGUAACCAGUAAACAUUAUUUAAUGCCAACAAGUUAUAUUUCAAACGAUGAUUAUAACUGUUUAAGCAUC